Molecule: messenger RNA, 878 nt
Organism: Argentina anserina (silverweed cinquefoil)
Lineage: Eukaryota; Viridiplantae; Streptophyta; Magnoliopsida; Rosales; Rosaceae
Product: (+)-cis,trans-nepetalactol synthase NEPS1-like
Exons: 2
Coding region: 1-825 (274 amino acids)
Molecular function (GO): oxidoreductase activity
Source: RefSeq, a predicted model, not a curated record
AUGUCAUCCUGUGUAUCUAAGCUCCAAGGCAAGGUUGCCAUCGUUACCGGCGGCGCCAGCGGCAUUGGAGCAUUCACGGCGCGCCAUUUCGCAUCCCACGGUGCUCACGCCGUCGUGAUUGCCGAUGUCCAGGACUCCAAGGGUAAAGAUGUGGCCGCAUCGAUCGGCUUUGACCGCUGCAACUACGUUCACUGCGACGUCAGUGACGAGGACCAGGUUAAGUCUCUAGUAAACACCACCGUCGAAAAGUACGGCCAGCUCGAUGUUAUGUACAGUAAUGCCGGGAUAACCGCCGCGUCGGCGCAGACGGUGCUGGAGAUGGACCUGUCCGAAUACGACAGAGUGAUGGCGGUGAACGCUCGCGGGAUGGCGGCGUGUGUGAAGCACGCGGCACGUGUGAUGGUGGAGAAGGGGGUGAAGGGGAGCAUAGUGUGCACGGCGAGCUUUGUGGCGAAGUGCGGGAUCGAGGGCAUGACAGACUACACGAUGUCGAAGCAUGCAGUGCUGGGGCUUGUCAGGUCGGCGAGCGUGCAGCUGGCAGAGCGUGGAGUGCGCGUGAACUGCGUGUCGCCAGGUAUGGUGGCGACGCCGUUGGUGUGCCAAACUUUUCAGAUUAAGGAGCAAAAGAUGCAGGAGUUGAUGGCCGAAGUAUAUUCGGGAAAGAAUGGGCCACUGACUGAGAAGAACCUGGCGGAUGCUGUGGUGUUUCUGGCUUCAGAUGACUCGACGUUCGUUACCGGCCAUAAUUUGGUGGUUGAUGGCGGACUUGGCACCAAGGCCGUGGCGGAGAUACAAAAAUUGACCAUGCAUAAUAAUCGCCAUUAAUUGAUUAUAUUUCAGCUUCUCAACAAAUCAUUAUAAUAUCUUUGGACUUUGUA